Messenger RNA from Aureobasidium uvarum, 2267 nucleotides. Lineage: Eukaryota; Fungi; Ascomycota; Dothideomycetes; Dothideales; Saccotheciaceae. The record is from the annotation of a GenBank genome assembly.
CAUCGGGUGUCAGCAGCCCGGGCGACAUGCGUAGGAGACAUCAGUCCCCAAGACCCAAAGGCCGUGGCUGUCCUUACAACCACGAGCUGCCUCCGAAACCCUCUCAACAGACAGAAAGGUACGUAGAGCAGUGGUCCUUUGUUUCUCUACAUGAACUCACGGUGUAUAGCGCCAAGCGCUUCCUGAACGUGGAUUCUCCAUCUUUCAAACCCCUGUCACCUGUCACGAAUAAUGCGCAGCCUGUGAAGACCCUCGGUAUUUCGCCUAAAGCGGCUUCAGCGGCUGUAUUCACACCAAAGUCAACCGGUAUGGUCAGCCUGAUUGCAACCCAGGUUCAAAUGACUGACUUGAACCAGCAGCGNGUGCCUGUCGCAUCAGCCAAGCAAUCAUCGACAGAAUGGUCUCAGCGUGGUAUACAAGAGUUCGUGCCCCAGAACUUUGUGCCUCAAGCAUAUCAUCGUACUGUUCUCGGGCUUGACAAUGGGCGGCAUGUGCUAAUGAAGGCUGCGUACAGGCUGAGNAGCGGCUCAUCUGCAAACAACAUAUCCUCCUUCGACCCGUUCACCAUGCAAGGGAGUUCUGGUCAGAUGUCCGAUGCUUCCCAUGCUCCGCAGAUCAACCCGUAUGCUCAGGAUGCUUCCACUAUGGCUGCAAAUUCAAUGUUCUCAGCUGCUGCGGCUUUUGCCCACCCUGUAUGCCAACUAUCCAUUUACCAUCUCUAUGCGCCCUUGGGCCCUCAUCGAGAGAAUCUCAUGGCUUAUCAGCGAACAACUCAUGACUUUUUCAUUCCCGAUCACUUGCGCGAGGAGAUGCAACGUAAAUCUGAGGCAUCUCUCCAGACAUUCUCCAGUAAGCUGUGCGGCUUCAAUGUGUCGAUACAACGAAACUCAUCCAUUACAGACACCGCACUGCCUCAGCAGAUAGAACACUUCCAUUCUCUGGUUGCUCUCGAUACAAAUGUCCAAAAGUCUGCAUCAGCAUAUGGCUAUCCAAGUUGGAUAUACAAGGCCACCUCCAGCAAAGAUGGGUACAACUAUGCUCUUAGACGUCUAGAAGGUAGAAAGUCUUGCUCCUACUUUUCGAUCAUUGAAAGCUUACAUCAGACUUGCNNAGGCUUCCGACUGACCGACGAGAACGCAAUACGCACUAUCCAGACCUGGAAACGUAUCAGCAACGGAAAUGUUGUUACUGUCCAUGACGCUUUCACAACCAGAGCAUUCGGAGAUAGUUCUCUGAUCGUCGUCACUGACUACCAUCCUCUCUCUCAGACGCUGGCUGACAAGAUAUUCACUCCAAACACCAGAAAUCCAGGAGCCCCCAUGUCGCGAUCCCCAGGAAGCUAUGUGACUGAUCAUGAAUUGUGGGGAUACAUCGUCCAGCUCGCAUCUGCUGUCAAAGCUAUCCACUCAAUAGGCCUCGCUGCUCGACUUAUGACUCCUCAGAAGAUCCUUAUCACGUCCAAGAGUCGACUGCGCUUGAACUCUUGUGGCAUCCUUGAUAUCGCUCAAUACGAACAGGACCGCAGCAUAUCGGAGCUCCAGCAAGAUGAUAUACUGCAAAUGGGGCGCUUGAUACUCUGCAUAGCCAACAAAAAUCCUACGGCUCACCACAACACUCAGAAGUCUCUUGAGCACGUUGGUCGAGCAUAUAGCGAAAAGAUGCGCGAGGUAGUCACCUGGCUACUCACCCCUGCUACGCCAAUGACACCAACUCAAGCACCAGCAAGUUCGCCCGCCUCCGCAGCAGCGACUACAUCUUCAGACCACGAUAUUGACAGCUUCCUCUCACUGAUCUCGUCGCAAAUAACAUUGACCUUCGACGCCAGUCUGCACGAAGCCGACUCACUGACGAGUAAUCUAUCUCGCGAGCUUGAGAAUGCACGCAUUGUACGCCUGCUCACCAAGCUUAAUAUGGUCCUUGAGCGCCCCGAGGCGACUCUGGCAUCCAAUGCUGCGAACCCAAAUCAGCCUGCUGCUCCACACACUCUUAACCACACUUCGUCUGCUUGGUCCGAGACUGGAGAACGCUACUACCUCAAACUGUUCCGUGAUUAUGUGUUCCAUCAGGUUGAUGCAGAUGGCCGACCUGUGCUUGAUCUCGGACAUAUCCUGACAUGCUUGAACAAGCUGGAUGCUGGUAUCGAAGAGAAGAUCAUGCUGGUUAGCAGGGACGAGCAGAAUUGUUUCGUCGUCAGCUACAGAGAGGUGAAGAGAGGGUUCGAGAGCGCUUGGACAGAGUUGAUGAAGGCUAGUCAGGGCGGAAGAAGA